AUGUCCCGCCGCGCCGCCGUCCGAUUAAUCUCACUUCCCGGCGCCUUCUCGUCCUCCGAGCACGCGGGGGACGAUUUAUUCAAGGCGACUUGGAGGCUGAUUGUGCCCGACCUGGGCCCACCCAAAACUCCUUUGGCCAUUAUGCAGCCACGGCCUUCCACGGAUCCAGACCUCACAGUCAACAUCGUUUCCACAUAUUCCCCGGUGAUAUCCAAUAGACAGUGUUAUCCCAUUCAGCAUCGAGGAUACUAUUGUAGUACUGAAGUGCCACUUUCGUCUCAAAUUGCCUAUCAUGUCCGCCUUGGAGACAUCAAGUCCGCAAGAGAAUUGUUUGACCGGACCCCAUACAAAGAUGUCGCAUCAUGGAACUCUAUAAUUUCUGGGUACUUGCAGAGCAGUAAGCCCAACGAAGCCCAGAUCCUAUUCAAUGCAAUGCCCGAGAGAAAUAUUGUUUCCUGGAAUGGAUUAAUUUCCGGGUACAUAAAGAAUGGGAUGAUUCAGAAAGCUCGAGAAGUGUUUGACACGAUGCCCGAGAGGAAUGUCAUAUCCUGGACUGCCAUGGUCCGAGGCUACGUGGAGGAGGGAAUGAUUCUGGAGGCCGAGACUCUGUUUUGGAUUAUGCCCGAGAAGAAUGUCAUAUCUUGGACCAUCAUGUUGGGCGGGCUGCUACAUGAAGGCAGGAUUGAAGACGCAAGGAAACUUUACGACCAGAUGCCUGUGAAGGAUGUCGUUGCAAGGACUAGCUUGAUUGGUGGACUAUGCUCCAAGGGCCUGUUGGAGGAGGCACGUGAGAUUUUUGAUAGCAUGCAGAAUAAGAAUGUGGUUUCCUGGACAACCAUGAUCUCAGGUUAUGCACAGAAUGGAAAGGUUGAUCUUGCAAGGAAACUCUUUCAGGUCAUGCCUGAAAGAAAUGAGGUUACUUGGACGGCAAUGCUUACGGGUUAUGUUCAGUGUCGGAGGAUUGAGGACGCGUGGGAACUUUUCCAGGCUAUGCCAACUAAACCGGUUGUUGCUUGCAAUGCAAUGAUUGUUGCGUUGGGUGAGAAUGGAGAUGUCUCAAAAGCGAGGGAAAUUUUCAACUUGAUGAAGGAUAGAGACGACGGGACAUGGGGUGCCAUGUUAAAAACUUAUGAGCGGAAAGGGUACGAACUGGAGGCCCUUAAUUUGUUUCGUAUCAUGCAGAGAGAGGGAGUUAGACCCCAUUUCCCCUGUUUGAUCAGCAUUCUUUCAGUUUGUGCAAGUCUUGCCUCUCUGGAUUACGGCAGGCAGGUUCACGCUAAAUUGAUGAGGUGUGAGUUUGAUGACGACGUGUACUUGUCAUCCGUUAUGAUCACCAUGUACAUGAAAUGUGGUGAAGUUUUCAAGGCCAGGACAGUUUUCGAUAUAUGCUCGUGCAAGGAUAUAGUGAUGUGGAACUCAAUCGUCUCUGGCUAUGCUCAGCAUGGUCUUGGAGACGAAGCUUUACAAGUGUUUAGAGAUAUUUCCUCAUCGGGACUUCAACCAGAUGAAGUUACGUUCAUCGGAGUCCUCUCAGCCUGCAGUUACAGUGGAAAGGUUGAAGAAGGUAAGGAAAUAUUUGAGUCCAUGAAGUCAAAAUACAUGAUUGAACCAAUCACUGAACAUUAUGCUUGCAUGGUUGAUCUUCUUGGGCGUGCGGGCCAGUUGGAUGAGGCCAUGCGUUUGAUCAACAAUAUGCCCCUAGAGGCGGAUGCCAUUGUUUGGGGUUCUCUCAUGGGUGCGUGUAGGAACCACAUGAAUUCUGACCUGGCAGAAAUUGCUGCUGAGAAACUUUUUCAACUCGAGCCUAAAAAUGCCGGCCCUUAUGUCUUGCUAUCGAAUAUUUCUGCCUCAAGAGGUAAAUGGGAGAAUGUUGCCCGACUGAGGAAAAACAUGAGGUCCAGGAAGGUGAAGAAGCCACCCGGCUGUAGCUGGAUUGAGAUCGAAAAAGAAGUACAUAUGUUCACUGGUGGAGAGAUGCAAACGCAUCGUGACCAUGCAGAGAUUGUUAGAAUGUGGGAGAAGCUAAGUGGGAUGUUAAGAGAAGCUGGUUAUAAUCCUGAUGGCGCCUUUGCUCUACAUGAUGUGGAGGAGGAAGAGAAGGCACAAAGCCUAAGGCAGCACAGUGAGAAGUUGGCUGUAGUGUAUGGACUUCUGAAGCUUCCUGAAGGGGUGCCUAUUCGUGUAAUGAAGAACCUAAGGGUUUGUGGGGAUUGCCAUGCGGCUAUUAAAUUAAUUGCGAAACUCACCGGGCGUGAAAUAAUUUUGAGAGAUGCAAAUAGGUUCCAUCAUUUCAAGGAUGGGUUGUGCUCUUGCAAGGACUACUGGUGA
Messenger RNA from Striga hermonthica, 2328 nucleotides. The record is from the annotation of a GenBank genome assembly. Lineage: Eukaryota; Viridiplantae; Streptophyta; Magnoliopsida; Lamiales; Orobanchaceae.